This is a messenger RNA of Diabrotica balteata, 870 nucleotides long. NCBI's taxonomy places the organism in Eukaryota, Metazoa, Arthropoda, Insecta, Coleoptera, Chrysomelidae. The record is from the annotation of a GenBank genome assembly.
AUGGCUGAGGAGAAUUUAACUUUUACGGAAGCAAGAAAUUUAAAUAAAACAUCAUAUGCUUCAACGUUAAAAAUUAACAAUAAAUUUCAAGCUUUAUCUCAUUUAUCAGAGGAAGAAUUUCCCCCUUUGCCCACACGAAGGCCUAAUAUCAAAAAUCCCAGACAACCUUUUUCAUCUCAAUCAACUAGUUCUACUAACGUACAAAGAGGGCGAAAUCACAACGCUUCAACUCAAAUCGAGUCAGGUAACAAAAAGCGAAAAGCCACAUCUCCCAUUCAAAUAUCAAAUCCCCCUCCAAUGUUCCCAUUUAAUUUUGGACCCGAGAAACCUAUAAAUAUGCCAUCUAGAGACAAUUUUGAAUCUGAUAUGUCAGACGAAUUCAUUAAGGGAUUUUUCACGGUCUUUCAGAAAGUACUAAGUGAAGUAAAAUCUUUUGAAGAACUUUCAACCAUUGAUGACUGGACAUUACAAAUUAAGUUCGUGCAGCAAAGAGAUGCCGGCUUGUACGAGUGCCAAGUUUCCUCUCAUCCGCCCAUUAGCAUCUUUAUUCAGCUAAAUGUAGUUGAUGCGAAAGGUGAAAUACAGGGACCUUUAGAAAAGUAUCUGAAGCCAGGAUCCGGUCUUAGGCUUCAAUGUACAAUUCUGCAAAGCACCGAGCCCCCUUCAUAUGUAUUCUGGUACCACAACAAUCGUAUGAUCAACUACGACGCAGAUCAAGGCAUUAACGUCACAACAGAUCUAUCAGAAAAAAUGAGUAUAUUAACAAUAACCAAUGCUGCGACACGUCAUUCUGGAAAUUAUUCAUGUGUCCCCAGCAACGCGCAGCCUGCUAGUACUUACGUUCAUAUUCUUAAUGGUAAGUCUACUUAG